Molecule: messenger RNA, 725 nt
Organism: Macrosteles quadrilineatus (aster leafhopper)
Lineage: Eukaryota; Metazoa; Arthropoda; Insecta; Hemiptera; Cicadellidae
Exons: 2
Coding region: 40-702 (220 amino acids)
Source: RefSeq, a predicted model, not a curated record
UAAACAAUAUGAUCACAAAAGAAAUAAGUUCAAAUUGAAAUGAUGGAGCAGGAUUUAAAUUCUGAAGAUAUGGCAAUUUUUGAACAAUCUUUGAUACUACUGCACUCACCAGAUAUUGAUUCAGAAAGGACGCUGUACAACCUAAUGAAUAUGAGUAUUAGAAAACAUCAUCAUUCGAGACAAAUUUUACAUGGAAAGAACAUUUCUGGAAUUCCUUUUGUAGAAACCAGUGGUUCUGAAUCCAUCGAAGGCAAAGAAAACUCUUUUGAUUAUUCAAUCAAUACAAAUGAAAGUCUCACAGAUCAAAAUAAUGAAUCAAUUAAGAAAACUCCAACUACAAUGACUAGUUUUUCAAACUCUAGUGAAGAAAUCACAGUUCAGUCAACUAGUUUCUCCGAUGAUCAUGUUAAAGAUUCUGCAGAUGCUGUAAUGGACCUUUCGGUUAUAAGUGGUUUGAGAUUCAAAUCAGAUCAAGUACUACCCCAGAAACAUGCUAGAGUUUCACACAUGUUUGUGGAUCAUUCAUUUGUCAAACGAAUGCGAAGAGCUGCAACAAAAUCGUCAACAAAACAUAGCUACUGCCCGAACCCUGUAAAUCUGAAGAAAAUAAGAGCAAUUCUAGCAAGAGGAGACCCUUUCCCCACUAAUUUGAUGAGACCUUCUGUUAAUACCACUGCAGAUUUGUUGAGGGAAAAGUUAUAAACAUUGUUAACUGUGGGUCAAUU